GGCGAGGCCGAGGUGCUCGGGGCCCGUUUCAAACCGGCGGUCGCGGGGCCGCGGCCCGGCACGAGAUGGCGGAGAGCGACAGGGUCGAGGCGGCCGCGCCGCGCAGGGCCGAGGAGGCGGCCGGGCAGCAGCCCCCGCAGCCGCAGCAGCAACAGCCGCCGCCGCAGCAGCAGCCGCAGCAACAGCCGCCGCAGGAUGAGGAGGCGGCGGCGGCCGCGGCGCCCGGGAGCGGCGCGGGCAGCGCUAAUGGCGUCAAAAUGGAAAAUGAUGAGACAGCAAAAGAGGGGAAAGCACCUGUGAAAGAGAAGUACGUGGCAAAAGCGAAGGCAAUCCCUUCUCUUGGAAACAAGAAUAGAUUCCAUCCCUAUUCCAAGGAGAAGAACGCAGGCUCUGGAGACAAGAAGGCCGUUAAUCGUAACAGAGUUUUUAUUAGCAACAUCCCGUAUGACAUGAAAUGGCAAGCUAUUAAAGAUCUUAUGAGAGAGAAAGUUGGUGAGGUUACAUACGUGGAGCUGUUUAAGGAUGCUGAAGGAAAAUCAAGGGGUUGUGGUGUGGUUGAAUUCAAAGAUGAAGAAUUUGUUAAGAAAGCAUUAGACACUAUGAACAAAUAUGAUCUUAGUGGAAGACCCCUGAAUAUUAAAGAGGAUCCUGAAGGUGAACAUGCUCGCAGGGCAUUACAGCGUGGGGGAGGACAGUUUCCAGGAGGACAUGGACCUGAUGCAGCACCUGGAAUAAUGAAUUUACCACCUUCUAUUCUCAAUAAUCCAAACAUUCCUCCUGAAGUUAUCAGUAACUUGCAGGCAGGCAGGCUCGGGUCCACUAUUUUUGUUGCUAAUCUUGACUUUAAAGUUGGCUGGAAGAAGCUGAAGGAGGUGUUCAGCAUUGCUGGAACUGUGAAACGUGCCGACAUCAAAGAAGAUAAAGAUGGCAAGAGUCGAGGGAUGGGAACAGUUACCUUUGAACAAGCAAUUGAAGCUGUUCAAGCAAUAUCAAUGUUCAAUGGACAAUUCCUCUUUGAUAGACCCAUGCAUGUAAAAAUGGAUGACAAAUCAGUUCCUCAUGAAGAUUUCCGUGUUGCAGACAGCAAAAGCUCCCAGUUACCUCGUGGUCUUGGUGGCAUUGGUAUGGGACUUGGACCAGGUGGACAACCCAUCAGUGCAACACAGUUGAGCAUGGGCGGUGGAAUGGGGAGCAUGGGUCCAGGAGGUAUGGGAAUAGACGGUCCAGGAUUUGGUGGAAUGAGUAGAAUGGGAGGCGGACUUGCUGGAUUUCGUGGAAUGGAAGGAAUGCCCAACAUGGGAGGAUUUGGAGUCAACCGAAUGGGAGGUAAAAUGUUCCGUGGUGGAAUGGGAGCAAACAUGGAAAGAGAAUUUGGUCGUGGUGAGAUGGCAUUGAACCGUGGUUUUGGAGAGUCUUUUGGAAGGAUGGGUGGUGCAAUGAUUGGUGUUUUUGCAGGAGGAAUGGGAGCACCUAGCAUGGGCCCAGUAAGAUCUGGAAUGAGUGGUGGAAUGGGUGGUAUGAACAGUAUGGCUGGAGGAAUGGGGAUGGAUCGGAUGAGCUCUGGAUUCGAUCGAAUGGGACCAGCCAUGGGUGGAGGCCUGGACAGGAACAUCGAUAUCGAUCGAGGGUUUGUGCCUGGCCCCAUGGGAAGUGGCAUAAGAGAGAGAUUGGGCUCUAAAGGCAACCAGAUAUUUGUGAGAAAUCUUCCUUUUGACUUGACCUGGCAGAAGCUAAAGGAGAAAUUCAGUCAGUGUGGUCAUGUAAUGUUUGCAGAAAUAAAAAUGGAGAAUGGAAAAUCAAAGGGCUGUGGAACAGUCAGAUUUGACUCACCAGAAUCUGCUGAAAAGGCCUGUAGGAUAAUGAACGGCAUAAAAAUCAGUGGCAGAGAAAUUGAUGUCCGCUUGGAUCGCAAUGCAUAAUUUAAAACUGUGUGUUCAGGAACAUUCCUAUGUCUUGUUUAGCUUCUCUAUCUUAGCAAGUCAUUUUUAGUAACAUUGUAUGCUUACAAAAGAUGUAAAAAGGAACUUUUAAAUCCCACCAGCCUUUAACAGUAUAGUGUUUAAUAUACUGUGAUACUUGUUAACUGAAUCUUACUAUGUUUGGUUUUUAAAGACAAUUUGCCUGAUUUUUGUUGUUUUUUUAGAGGCACUGAGCACCUGCAGGUCCCUGUUGACCGUGGAAGGUUUGGAUGCUCAGUGCCUUUGGAAAAUUAGGCCAAGUGUCUCUAGUCAUUCAGUUUAAAUGAAUGGUUAUACUGUUUUUAAUAAAAUAAGCCAUUUUCUCUGUUUAUCUCAA
This is a messenger RNA of Corapipo altera (White-ruffed manakin), 2295 nucleotides long. It is a transcript of the gene MYEF2, whose product is annotated as myelin expression factor 2. Gene Ontology annotation, biological process: regulation of mRNA stability involved in response to oxidative stress. Gene Ontology annotation, molecular function: mRNA binding. The transcript is spliced from 17 exons. The coding region runs from base 66 to 1919 and encodes 617 amino acids. The record is from RefSeq and is a predicted model, not a curated record. Lineage: Eukaryota; Metazoa; Chordata; Aves; Passeriformes; Pipridae. Gene Ontology annotation, cellular component: cytoplasm; post-mRNA release spliceosomal complex; nucleus.